This is a messenger RNA of Drosophila willistoni, 843 nucleotides long. Its product is annotated as RNA polymerase II degradation factor 1. The record is from RefSeq and is a predicted model, not a curated record. NCBI's taxonomy places the organism in Eukaryota, Metazoa, Arthropoda, Insecta, Diptera, Drosophilidae. The coding region runs from base 1 to 801 and encodes 266 amino acids. The transcript is spliced from 3 exons.
AUGUCUGUUGAUUUGCAAAGUUUACUGAAUUUGAUGUGGUUUGCUGUGUGCUUGGCUGAGGCUCAGUUGUUUGAACAGCCGUUGACAAAUUUGGUAUACACAACCCAUAUACAAAGAGGUUCAGCAGGUCGAAAUGGGAAAACUGCGGUGGAUGUUCAGCGGGCACCAAUACAAAUUAUUGAGCCAGCUCAGUUGCAUCAGCAGCUGAAACAAAUCACAGGGAGCGAAACUUUGGCGCCAUUGUUGUACAAUUUGUUGGGCCAAACUGUGCCAAAUUGGCAAACGCCGACGAAUCAACCACAGCAGCCGCAGCAACAGCAAUUUCAGCAACCUCAGCGACAGCAGCAGCAGCAACGGCAACACUUUUUUGUUUAUGAAAGCCCACAGCCUGUAAGGUUGGUGAGUCAACAACCUCAAAUAUUGCCAGGGUUCAAUGGCGUCAAUGUGCAUCUACAACAACAACAACAGCCAUUGAGUCUGCCAAAGCCAAUUCAGGCUCAACAACAAUAUCCACAAACAGAGCCAAAAAUCGUUAAGGCGCCGCCUGCAAUAGCCUUGCCGGCGCCAAACGUUGAAUAUUCUGCCUAUGCCCCCGCAGAAGGCACUCAACUGUUGGCCUCAUCCCAAGUAAAUGCAACGGAAGCAGUUCCAGAAGGAGUAGCAGCAGCUUGCAUUCCCUGUUGCAGCAAACCAUCGAAUGCAACAGCAACCUCCUCCCCCUCCUCCUGCUCGUGGGACAUCGGCUGUUGUGGCACAACGCCAUUGCUGAGUGCAACAGCUCUAAAGGCGGCUGUCGGUUAAGCUAAGUUUUUAAUUAAACUGCCUGGCAUAAUGAUUAAUAAA